CGAAUAGAAGAGAAAGCACAGGGACAGGACAUGACAAUAUAUGACAAUACAUGACAAAAGGGGCUACCUAGAACCACAAAAGCUUCCUCUGCUGUCCCUGUAUGAUAACCCUUUUUUGGCUCUAUGAAGAUCAGAUGUAGAACCCAACUUACCCAACUAACCAUCGUAUAACCUUUGAAGAACCCUUUGGUGAUUCUACCUAGAACCAAAAAGGGUUCUCUUGGACAGCCGAAGAACCCUUUAUGGGUUGUUCUUGAAUUGCGGUGGCAUUUACAUCCACGAAAAACACUUCACAAUUACAAAUAGUUACCCAUCAUACAUUAACUGUUUAUCAGUCAUAAAACAUACUGCAAGUGCUUUAUACUGCAAAACGUUAUGUUUAGGCAUUGUUUAAAGUACUUAGGCCAAGCAAAUUGGCUUGUAUCAGUAGUGACCCAGUACAACUGUAGUGACAUGUUUUGGGGGGAUUUAAAGCUAUCAAUCUAUGUAUUAUUUUUGAAUUCUAUAAAGUCAACAAAAGUAUUACACAUAUUGUAUAGCUCAACAGGCUAUUAAAAUAACUAUUAUUUUUACAAAUAUAAUAUGUGUCCCUAAGUUUUAUCCUAUUGGUGUAACAACCUUGAAAAUCACUCAUUACAAAGAUAUACAAGGACCUUCCAUUCCCUCCAGUUGCAAACCAUUGCACUGGGAAGGUCUAUAUUAAAAACCAUUAUAAGUUAAUCACACCCUUUUAGUGUCUCAUACAUUUGAGGAUUCCAUUGAUCAUUUGGUGUGUCUAAAGAGUGUAAUUUGUGUUACACUUUUUAAAGGUAGGGAAAUUACAAAAUUAUGACACAAAAACAGUUUAGUAAAUUGUUUUUAAAAGGGUUCAUGGCCUUAGAUUCGAGCACCUGUUUCCUCCAUUUAAGAAAAUCCUCAAUUACCAAAAUGUUGUCAUUGGAGUUACCAUCAUUGGUGUAACUACUCCUGCUGGUGAAACGAUGUUAUCAUAAUAGUAAAACAUUAUUAAAAGGCAUUAAGCUACCAUAUUAGUUCAAUUAGAAUGGGAAGAUGUACCCAAUACAUUUUUUAAAUAAAAAAUAAAUAAAUAAAUGAAGUAAUUUUUUUCCAAAAGGCAACGCUCAAAUGACACUGCAUUUCAAGAACAACCCUUAAUGCAGGUAGGCCUAUAGACACAUUAGCUCAAUCAAUUUGUUUCACAAAUAUUUAGGCUGUUGCUUAAACGUUAACACAAUACCUGGAAACGAAUCAUCACAGGUAAGUGCUAUUGAUGAUAUGUAUACAACUUCUGACCUCUACAUUGCUGAACUCUACAAUCCAUAUGGCUAAUCUCUACUUAAUACUUUACUAAUAGUGAUAUUUUGGUUCUUACCUUGAUCUCUGUGGUUGAAGGAUGCCUCACCUUGACCUCUGUGGUUGAAGGAUGCCUCACCUUGGCCUCUGUGGUUGAAGGAUGCCUCACCGUGGCCUCUGUGGUUGAAGGAUGCCUCACCUUGUCCUCUGUGGUUGAAGGAUCCCUCACCGUGGCCUCUGUGGUUGAAGGAUGCCUCACCUUGGCCUCUGUGGUUGAAGGAUGCCUCACCUUGGCCUCUGUGAACACAGACAGCACCAGCAGGAUGAAGACAGCACAGACCAGAGCUUCGUUAAUGUUGAAGAAGGUUGAGUCUUUGAACAGCAAAAGUGUAUCUGUGUUUAUUUCAACUAGAAGAGGAAGGGUCUGAAAGGGGUGUGUGCACCAUGACUGCAUGGGCACAAGUACAGAGAUCUGUUUUACAGUCAUGAGCAGUGUAAAUGAACUUUAAUAAGGCCUACAAGUAAUUGUUUUGAUAUUUGGCACUAGUAAGUCGCUCUGGAUAAGAGCGUCUGCUAAAUGACUUAAAUGUAAAUGUAAAUGUAGUGGGUAUAUUUGUAUUCUUCAUUUUUUCUCUCCAUAUAUGCCAAUAGCCUAUUUAAUGCAUUGUAUUGUUAUGUUUGUAUAGCAUGCAUGGUAUGUGUUCUGAUGUAGGGCUAGGUGUGUGACCACUUUUGAAACAAAAGUAGACAAGUGUUUGGGUACAUCAUUCCAUUUAUAUCAAUGUUUUGUCGAUGGAUGAUCACAAUGUCAUACUUUGAAUAACAAUGUAUCACUUUGGCUGGUUCUUCACGGUGUGAAGGAGGGUGUAUUUAAUUCUGGAACCAGCAACGAGCCAAUGAAAUGUCACGAUCCACGUUACCAAUGGCAACGAACUCCAAACAAUCCUCUAGAUGUAAAAGAAGAGCAAGCACAAUAUUCCAACCUACAGAAUCUAGAGUCAUUCACUUGUAAGUAAUUCAUACAUUCCUAGCAUGACAAAUAAAAGUUUAUUUCGUUUAUUAAGCCUAUUAACUGAACCAAGUGUACACUUUCAGGACAUUUAUUUUGCGUUUUUAGCUGCUAUGUGCUUGCAUGUCAACCAUGUCAAUGUCAACCAGGUGUUUGAAUAUUAAACGACGAGACAGAGGCAUUGAUGCGAGUAACCAGUCUUGUUCAGUACAAGGUGCUCAUAAAUAUAGUUUUUUUGUUAGGGUUAGGGUUUGUUGAAUCACAAAAUUAACUCUACACUAGUCUGCUAGCCAUUUGUGCAUCCUAUCGACCCCAAGUGUUUUAUGAACGUAAGGAGAUGAGCUCACCACUUUCAAUGUUGAGGAAAAACCGACGAGUGCCUCUUCCCGGGCCCAUGAACCAGCAAGGGAGAAGAGUGCCUUUCAAGGAGAAUCCAUUUUCAGAAUACGAAGCUACUCUGCUGAAUGAUGUAUCUGCUUUGAAUCACCCUGCGCCUCAGGCUCAAGCCACUGAUAGUGCCUGUCCUUCCAAAUCAAAAGACAAACAAAGGAAAAGCAACAGUCGUUGUGCACCCCCUAGUGAUUUUGAGCUGAUGUCCUCUAUGAUGCAGAGGCUGACCCUGCUGGAGACCAAGGUGAAGACCCAAGCCCUGGACAUUGACCACAAGGAGAAAAUAAUUACAGCUCUGGAGGAGAAAAUUAAGCUUCUUCAGAAGUCAACAGAGAAAAACAGUGAUAGGAGCAGAGAGGAUGAUCUCAUAAAAACAUGCCACAGGCUUCAGGGCCAGGUAUCGGAGAUGGAGCGGUUUCUGAACGACUACGGUAUGAUCUGGGUGGGGAGCCGAGAGGAGCGUGACACAGCCAGUCAACAGGAAGUAGAGGAAGCUGAGCAGACCCAGAGCUCCGAGAGAGGGGUGUGGCAACCAGAGACCUCUGUGGCCAGGAGGAACUUCCAGAUAAACUUUGACCUGGUGCUCCAGAACAUCCAGCAGUUGAACAUCCUGGCUGGGGAGGGAGAGUCCUACGUCAGGGUCACGUCCAGAGGGGCACAGCUGGCCCAGCAGCACCUCAUUCCACUACGGCUCUACAGCAAUGGCAUCUUCAUGUUCAAUGGGCCCUUCCGCUCUUACCAGGAAGCCAGCACACAGUGCAUGCAAGACCUGAUGGACGGAUACUUCCCUUCUGAGCUACAGGACAGGUUUGCAGAUGGGGUGCCCUUUCAGGUUCACGACAGGCGAGAGGAGGAGUUCCAAGAGAGGCGACCGUGGGCAGAGUUCCCUGGGAAGGGGCAGGCUGUGGUUGGAUGCACAGAGGGAGAGAAAUCAACAGACAGCUUAGAACACGCCUACUGUACCGUCUCCCAGAUACCCGGCAGAAAACUGACAAUGGACCAAUUCCUGAACAGGCUGCCCAAGGUGGUGGUGAAGGCUGGUAGAGUGAUUGACAUCAGGGACUCCGUGAAAGCCAGUCUACAGGGCUCUUCUGAUGCUUCAAACAGCCAUGCUGUGACCCUCAUAGACACACCAGAGCUACAGGCUAUGAAAGAGAGGUUGGAGUUGCAUGAGACUGAUCCCCAUAACUCGGUCCGUGAUGUCACCACACUGAGGGUGAAGUCAGAGGAUGGCGAGCACACCUACAUCAUGAAGAUGCGUUUCUCAGAGACCAUAGGUCAUCUGCGCCAGUAUCUGGACAAGCACAGAUGGACAGAUGCCACAGCGUAUGAUAUCAUCAGUGCGUUCCCACAGCGCUGGUACAGUGAGGACUCUCAGACACUCCUCUCCUGUGGGCUCACUCCCAAUGCUGCUCUGCUGCUUAGGACUAGGCCAGGCCCUCGUCAAUGACAGAGCAACAAAUCGCCCUGUCACUUUCCUCAUGGUUAUAAAAUACUGUAUUUACUUUCAUAAACAUUUAUAUUCAGAUCUGAUAGGGAUGUGACACUAGGGGGUGCCAACACUUACAGAACAAUUCUUUUCAGGAUCAUCAUGACAUGGGAAAAUCCUAAUUUCCAUAGGGACACUUGCAUAAUUAUUGAUGUAGAUAAUUCUCCUUGUACCAUGACCGCUUGAAAAAAUAGAAAAGUAGAGUUAGCGAAAUAACAUUGCUUGAGCAAGAUGCAAAGACUCGCUCUCACACACACAGUAUUUGUACAUGGGCAUGGGUUUGCUUCAAACUCUUAGGGACCAAAACAGCAGAGACGUUUUAGCCUGGCGCACCAAUGAUCUAAGUUGUUGCGGAAAAUUGGCCCACUAUGCAUUUACGUCAUAACGCUGACUCUACCUUUAAAAUGUAAGGAUUUUAAAUCAAAGAAAAUUACAAGAUCAAAGCCAACUUAUUGAAAACAAACUUUAUUUCUAAAAUGUGUAAAUAAAAUUAAGGGUAAAAAAUAUAUUCAAUAUAAACAUUUACAUUUUUGAAAAAUAUUUGACAUAAGGCAAGUUUGUCUAACUUUGUUAAAGCUCAAAUGAGAACUCACAUUAGUCUCAUCUAGACAAUGUUAGACAUCCAAAUGUCCCAACUUAGUGCCAUGAUGUUCGUCAACUGAAGGAAAGCAUUUGACGUGACGUUCCAUCAAUAAAUCAAACCACUGUUUUUUUUUGCUCUUCGAACACUGAAACAAACUAGAUGAAAGUUAUUUAGUCACGUUGCACAUUUUUAUUUUUCAUGGCAAAAUACUGGCAUCCAUUAGUUAAGUUAUCAACUUAGAACCUAUUUCUUGCUAUUAGAUGGAAAUAAAAUAAUACUAUCAACACGGAUGGCAGAGACAUUUUGCUAGUACAGAUAUGGGCACCAAAGUGAACACAGUGUAUCAGGACAAAGUAGGCACAGGGACUCACCUGUUAAAUUACAGUAUGUUGCUCUGUAAGACAGACCCUUACCAACAAACCAGUACCACAAAUAGUGUUAAGGAGUGUGUAAAAUGGCUUCAGUCCUCAUUGCCACGGACCGUUAUCCCCAAAACCUAGCUGUGACGGAGAUAUCUUCUUCUUAGAGGACAACCCACAAAGAAAUGUUUCAGGAAUGUAUUGAGUUGCUCUGUUGGCUUGAAACACUAAAAUAAGUCAAGUUUUGAGAAAGAAAGCCACUAGCCAAUUUUAUUGGUGACGACAGCAAAAGUGCAGGACCUUAACAGUUUUGAUCUACAGAUCGAUCAUCAAAGCAAGCCCACUACCAGAGAGAGAUAUCUGCAAACAUGAUUUAAAAAAAACUGUGCUAUUGUACAGACGGGACAGAUGUCUCUGAACAAUAGCUCAGUUAUACUGCUGACAUAAUGUCUUUUCAGUAUUAGCCCUACCACUGUUAACAGCCACCCACACGCCAGACUUCAAUGCUACAAAUGUACCAUUUUAAAUAAUGGUGGGUUAGUAACAUUCCCUGUUGAAUCACUCAAAAAACACAAUUAAAUAUUUUCAGUUGAUUGUCAACCACAUCCAACAUUAUUUCCCCAGAGGGAAGAUUUAUAUAAUAAGUGUUAUUUAUUGAAAAACAAAUAACACAACCCCAUCUAUGUGUGUCAUAAAAAGUGCAGAGGGCAUCUUUGACAAUAAAGACAAACGUAUCAGUAAAACAUUUAUAAAAACAAAAAAACACACUGGUUUGAGAACAGUUCUUCCACCGUAAGCCCUUUGACUGAAAUGCAUGAUCCCGAUCAAGGAUUCCUUCCCCAAAGGGCCAACAUGAGAUUCCAGUUCAUACACAAUGAAGAGAGUAGAAGAAGCAAGGCCAAUAUGGAAGCCUUACCCCAUUAGGCUGAUGGUUCAGUCUUUUUUAGAGAAGCUAGCAGCUGGGGCUACUGGGUAAUGCAGUUCUCUCCCAUGUCCUGGGCGUAGCGGUCUGAGAAGGUG
This is a messenger RNA of Oncorhynchus gorbuscha (pink salmon), 6143 nucleotides long. It is a transcript of the gene ubxn11, whose product is annotated as UBX domain protein 11. The record is from RefSeq and is a predicted model, not a curated record. The coding region runs from base 2640 to 4142 and encodes 500 amino acids. Lineage: Eukaryota; Metazoa; Chordata; Actinopteri; Salmoniformes; Salmonidae. Gene Ontology annotation, biological process: proteasome-mediated ubiquitin-dependent protein catabolic process. Gene Ontology annotation, molecular function: ubiquitin binding. The transcript has 14 exons.